UAUUUUUUCAUUCUGCUUGUUUUCUACAGGGUCAUUGCAGGGAGAGCACCAAAGGAGGCUCUACAAAGAGCUGAUGGCUAACUACAAUCGAUUAGAGAGGCCUGUGGUCAAUGAUUCAGCAGGUAUCGUGGUUGAUCUGGGCCUGACGCUGCUCCAGAUCAUAGAUGUGGAUGAAAAGAACCAAGUGCUGAUGACCAAUGCCUGGCUGCAGCUGUAUUGGACAGAUGCCUACCUGAGCUGGAAUCCAGAAAACUACCCAGGUGUUCAGAACCUUCGGUUUCCUUCAGACCAGAUUUGGACUCCUGACAUCCUCCUUUACAACAGUGCGGACGAGCGGUUUGAUGCCACAUUCCACACCAACGUAUUGGUGAAUGCGUCGGGUCACUGUCAGUACAUCCCCCCUGGCAUCCUGAAGAGCACCUGCUACAUCGAUGUGCGUUGGUUCCCCUUUGAUGUCCAGAAGUGUGACUUGAAAUUUGGCUCGUGGACACACAAUGGCUGGCUUCUGGACCUGCAGAUGCUGGAUGUGGACACAUCAACUUACAUACCCAAUGGAGAGUGGGAUCUUGUGGGUGUUCCAGCCAAGCGUAAUGAGCUGUACUAUGAUUGCUGUAAGGAACCCUACCCUGAUGUGACAUUCACAGUCACUAUGCGACGCAGGACUCUGUACUACGGACUAAAUCUGCUCAUUCCCUGUGUGCUAAUCUCUGGCUUAGCUCUUUUGGUCUUUCUUCUACCUGCAGACUCUGGAGAGAAGAUCUCUCUAGGCAUCACUGUGCUGCUCUCACUAACUGUCUUCAUGCUUCUGGUAGCAGAGAUCAUGCCAGCCACGUCUGACUCUGUGCCACUCAUCGCUCAGUACUUUGCCAGUACCAUGAUGAUUGUGGGGAUGUCUGUAGUGGUGACUGUCAUAGUCCUGCAGUUCCACCAUCAUGACCCUCAUGGAGGCAAGAUGCCCAAAUGGGUUCGGGUGGUUCUGUUGAAUUGGUGUGCCUGGUUUCUCCGUAUGAAGCAACCUGGCGAUGAGCGCAAGAGGCCUCAGCACAAGUACCGUCACCCCGCCCAGCAUCUGUCCAGCACCAGCUCGAUCGAGCUGGGCACAAUGCCGAGCCUCACGGUGCCUCUGUCCCAGACGUCCUGCCCACCUUGCCCCUCCGGAACCUCCAACGGUUCCAUGAACUACUAUUUCGGCAGCUACCAUCCAGCAGAAGCCCACUGUCCACCCUCCAGUGACUCCGGCGUCGCUCUAGGGGGGCGGGCUCAUGGUUCCCUCAGCGAUGAGACUGAGACACCCGGUGGCGUUGGUGUUUGCGGUCUGGGGAUGGGAGCGGGACCUGGGAUGGGAGUAAGCACCCCCCCACCAGAGAUCCAGCGCAUCUUGGAGGAGGUGUCAUACAUAGCCCAGAGAUUCCGAGACCAGGACGAGGCAGAGGCCAUCUGCAGCGAAUGGAAGUUUGCGGCAGCAGUGGUCGACCGACUGUGUCUGGUGGCCUUCUCACUCUUUUCCAUCAUUUGCACAUUCACCAUCCUCAUGUCAGCACCCAAUUUCAUCGAGGCUGUUUCCAAGGACUUCACAUAACUAGCUGCUGCGGGAUUGAGAGUAGGAAGAAGAAAAUGUUUAUGGACAAAGAAGAGAUGGUAAAAGAAAGUUGAGGGGACUGUGGAGGAUGUAAUGUGUGAUCCACAAACGACAAACUGAGCAACCCAUUGAUAGGUGGUAAGUUUUGUAGUCUCAUCAAAAAGCGUGAAUUUCAUCAGAAACUUGUAAAUAAAUAAGAAUAUGUAGGCGCCGAGUCAUGCCCAAAAAAGAAAAGAACAAAAUGAAUUAAACUCAUGAGAUAUUAAUGUAAUAACACCUCCUCUGCAUUUUUCUAUAAACAAUAAAAUUCUUUUCAGAUAAUUUAAAACCAUUUUUAAAGAAAAGUUGCAAUGGAGAAAAAUUGGAGGAGCAUUUAAUGCUUAAAAUUGAAGCGCCUGAUAGAACAUCAUGCAGAUGGGUAGGUUUAUUGUUAGUUGGUCAAUGGCAUAAUUGGAUAUUUAAAGGGUUUAUCUCACUUUAAAUGUCUUUGCAGGUAAAAAUGUAAACGUAUUUAGAAAAUAUUUUCUCUCCUAAAA
Messenger RNA from Menidia menidia (Atlantic silverside), 2115 nucleotides. The record is from the annotation of a GenBank genome assembly. NCBI's taxonomy places the organism in Eukaryota, Metazoa, Chordata, Actinopteri, Atheriniformes, Atherinopsidae.